Messenger RNA from Pseudophryne corroboree (corroboree frog), 2153 nucleotides. It is a transcript of the gene DUS1L, whose product is annotated as dihydrouridine synthase 1 like. Gene Ontology annotation, molecular function: flavin adenine dinucleotide binding; tRNA dihydrouridine synthase activity. Lineage: Eukaryota; Metazoa; Chordata; Amphibia; Anura; Myobatrachidae. Gene Ontology annotation, biological process: tRNA processing. The coding region runs from base 330 to 1751 and encodes 473 amino acids. The record is from RefSeq and is a predicted model, not a curated record. The transcript is spliced from 13 exons.
ACAGUCACUGUGAUGAGCUCCCGGUCACAUGAACAUUUCUCCGUACGUGUAACCGGCACGGCGACUGAUACAGAGCCUCGGAGGAAAAGGAGCAGAUGCGCUAACACCCCGUAAUGAUAAUACGGAACUGAAAUCUCCGUCUCUGAGUGCGGCGGAAAUGUCGGCCCACGGGGAAUGAAGUCAGAAAGGACAGGCCGGAAGUGGUAGGCUCGGGCCACGGGAUCGUGGCAUGAGAACCCUCGGGAAGAUCCCAGGCUGCGCUCUGGGGAGGUGAGACCGGGCGCCUAUGUUGGGUGCGGAGGAGGAGACGUUAGCUGUGACCAGGCAGCAUGGCCAAGCUCCAGGGCAUGGAUUUCUGGAGGGAGACCCUGGGAGAGCCCCGCUAUGUGCUGGCCCCGAUGGUGGAUCAGAGUGAACUGGCUUGGAGGAUGUUAAGCCGGCGACACGGGGCUCAGCUCUGCUACACCCCCAUGCUGCAUGCACAGGUGUUUGUACGAGAUGCCAACUACCGCAAGGAGAACCUGUAUUGUGAGGUGCGCCCAGAGGACCGGCCCCUCAUCGUGCAGUUUUGUGCAAAUGAUCCUGAAGUAUUUGUACAGGCAGCUGUGAUGGCUCAGGACUAUUGUGAUGCAAUUGAUUUGAACCUUGGUUGCCCGCAAAUGAUUGCAAAAAGAGGUCACUAUGGUGCUUUUCUCCAGGAUGAAUGGGAGCUUGUGGAGAAAAUGAUUCAGCUGGCACACCAUAAGUUAUCUGUGCCCAUCACUUGCAAGAUCCGGGUUUUCCCUGAAAUUGAAAAAACUGUGUCAUAUGCCAAACUACUGGAGAAAGCUGGGUGUCAGCUGCUUACAGUUCAUGGUCGCACCAAGGAACAGAAAGGUCCCCUAACUGGUAUCGCUUCAUGGGAACAUAUUAAAGCUGUGAGGAAUGCGGUCAAAAUUCCUGUCUUUGCAAAUGGGAAUAUACAAUACCUUUGUGACGUGGACCGUUGUAUUCAGGAAACCGGAGUACAUGGUGUCAUGAGCGCAGAGGGAAACCUUCACAAUCCAGCUUUGUUUGAAGGGAAGAAUCCUGUGGUGUGGGAGAUGGCAGAGGAAUAUAUAGAGCUUGCACAGCAAUACCGGUGCCCUCUGUCUUUUGUACGGGCACACCUUUUUAAACUUUGGCACCACAGUUUGCAGGUGUACCAGGACCUACGCGAUGAGCUGGCAAAAGCCAAGUCCUUAGAAGGCAUCAUUGCAGUAAAUAAAGAACUGAAGGUGAAGUGCCAGGAAGAAAUAUCUAAAAGUAAAGAAGGUGAAGAAGUGAAAGGUGACUUGCCGUUUCCGCACUGGAUUUGCCAACCUUAUGUCCGCCCACCGCCAAAAGAUAUUAUGAAAAAGGAAAGUGGUGUACGCGGCAAAAGGGCUCUGGAGGAAGAAGAUGAUGCAAAUUUGGAACAGCUUUCAAAGAACAAACUGAAGAAAAAGCUGCGUAACCCAAACAAAAGUUUAGACGCAUCUAUAAAACCUAAAUAUGCAAAAUGUGACCAGUGUGGGAAUCCAAAGGGUAAUAAGUGUGUAUUCCACCUGUGUCGUAGCUGCUGCAAGAAAACCGCUUUCAAGGAGAUGGCAGACUGUGCAGGUCACGGACUGCUUUUUAAAACCAAAUAUGAGAGAUCUCUUCAGUGCAAAGCUGUGCAAGAUGCAGAUGUGCCAGAAAAGAAUCUAACAGAAUCCAAACUGCCACAGCCAGCUCCUGAGGUCAAAGCCUAAACCCUGUGGAGCCCGGGACUGCUCCGUACAGCCCUUCAAGGGCACCGCUCCUACUGCUUGCUCAGGGAAUUUACAGAGCUCACCGCAUGUGUCUGGGAUGGUCAAUAUCCCACAGUGUAAUGGUGCGGUACACACUUUUUGCACUUCAGAUAUUUCUUUUCAAUGUUUUUAUUUUUAUUUUUUUUAAAGCUUUAAAUAUAUACUGAAUUAUGACUGGACUGAGACGGGUUCCAUUUUUGCCUUUUCUCUUUUUUUUUAAAUAAAUAUGCUGCUACUGGACUUAAAUUCUUGUGUCCUUAAAUGCUUCAGACAGGGAUGACAUGGUGAAAUAACUAGAUUUAGUAGUCUUAAACUUUUCAUAGUUUAGAGAGAAAUAUGAAAAAUAAAGAUCACUUCUACUUA